AGUAUGGCAUCUCCACUGCCUCACCGUACAGCAAGAAGGGGGACAUGGCUCAGCCUCCAUCCAAGGGAGAAGAUGGUGGUGCUGCCAUGAGCUCUGCACAAUCCAAAUCAAUAAGCCCCAAAGAUUUGAUAUCCACGCUCCCAACAAGUAGUGAUGACCGGUGCUCGGGGCCGCUCGUCCUAUACAAAAACUACUGGCUGAGGUUCACCGUGCUGGAGCGGAUCCUGCUGGCCCAGGUCACCAUGAAGCCCCGGGACGACGACAUCAUCCUCGCCACACAGCCCAAAAGCGGCACCACCUGGCUCAAGGCCGUCGCCUUCGCCAUCACCAACCGAGGCCGCUACGGCUUCGGCGACCACCCCCUCCUCACCCAGCACCCUCAGCACCUCGUGCCGAGCAUCGAGCUCCACGGCCCGGGUAGGGACCAUACCGACCUCAACGCACUUGCCUCUCCUCGGCUUCUCUCCACGCACAUUCCCAUGUCGCUGCUCCCGCCGGAGAUGACUCCAUCCAGCGGCCGUCGCGUCGUGUACCUCUGCCGAGACCCCAAGGACACGUUCGUGUCUCGGUGGCACUUCGACAACAAGAUCUUCCACGGUUCCGCCAUGGAGCUAGACAAAGCCUAUGACUUGUUCUGCCGGGGGCUCUCGCCUUACGGGCCUUUCUGGGAGAAAUAUCUGGAGUACUGGAAGGCAAGCUUGGCGACGCCGGACAAGGUCCUUUUCUUGAAGUACGAAGAGAUCAAGGAAGACUCUGUGGGAGUCGUGCGGAAGCUCGCGGUGUUCCUGGGCGUCCCGUUCAGCCAGGAGGAGGAAAGUUCUCGUGUCCCGGAAGAGGUCGCGAGGGUCUGCAGCUUUGAAACACUGAGGAGCCUACAGGUUAACCAGGUAAGUGUUGUUAAUGAGCACGGAAAUCACAGGUUUCCUGCUAAUUCAGCCUUCUUUAGAAAAGGACAAGUUGGGGACUGGGCGAACCACAUGAGCCGAGAGAUGGGGGAAAAGAUGGAUCAGAUCACCAAAGAAAAGCUCAAGGGAUCUGGACUCGCAUUCUCAUUUGCAUUUCUGGUUUCUUUUCCGCACAGCUCUGUUUCGUACUCGGACAUUUCGGAUUAAAGAACUUUCAUUAAACGGUGUUAUCUUUUCUCUACGAAGUGGGUGCCUCUACAAAGUCUGUCAAUAAAUAAAAAUGAUAAGACUUUGUCUCCA
Molecule: messenger RNA, 1205 nt
Organism: Triticum aestivum (bread wheat)
Lineage: Eukaryota; Viridiplantae; Streptophyta; Magnoliopsida; Poales; Poaceae
Product: cytosolic sulfotransferase 17-like
Exons: 1
Coding region: 45-1112 (355 amino acids)
Molecular function (GO): sulfotransferase activity
Source: RefSeq, a predicted model, not a curated record